UCUUCACCUGCUUGCUUCCAUCGCAUGCGGUUUUAACGAGUGCUUUGCUUCGCUUACAGAGAUGCGAUGAUACAGCACGCUGCACCAGUCACCACGUGCAUCAACUCAUGAAUGGGAAGCAAGAAAGCAACCGCCUCGUGACACAGUUGCUCUAUAAAUAACCUCCGACACAAUCUUCCUCUCCUUUUCCUCUUUCUUUCAUUCUGCACAAAAUGGCUAAUUUCUUCGCCAAGCGUCUCCUCAAAAAUAUGUAUUGUGUGGAAAAUUUACUGAAGAGGCAGGAUUCAUCAUAUCAAAGGCUUGUUUAUAGUAUUUUUUAUCGGUUUCACUCGCAGCAGUCCAAAGUGGAUGGUGUUGAAACGAGAGUAGUCAAGCAGGAAAAGAAUGAUCCUCAAGUUUCUUUAAGGUCUGAACUUGAGAACAAGGCAGACAAGGAUUCCAGCAUUAGAAAAUAUGUUUCAGAUGAUGAAUAUUUAAGCGAUAGCAAGUGGAAGUUGGAACUUGAUUGGCUGACAAAAGCACUUGAAUCAGCUCUACAAUUGUGUAGGUGGGCUCUGCCAACAGGAAGUGAAGUUGGAAAUAGACCUCCACCUAGUAGUCGAUCUAUUAUGGAGAUCAUUUCUAGCAUCCAGCGGAGUAAGAUUGGAAUUCAAGAUUGGAGUUUGAGUGAUCUAACUGUUGGCUUGUAUCUUUUAUAUCUACGUCAAGCAUCUACAAAUCCUUUUGAGGAUGUUAAUGGCGUUGAGAUAUCUUCAGAGCCAAUUGUCCAUGACCUCAUCUACCAUUCAGAGUUAGCAAAAGGUGCUUAUAAGGAUAAUGCUGCAAGUCUUGCAAGGAACAGUAUGCUUCGGGAAAGCAAUGUAUUGAAAUUUGUCAAGAAUUCCAGUGUAAUGAGGCCUGGGUAUUACAUAGGGGUUGAUACUCGUAAGAAACUUGUGAUUUUUGGGAUCCGUGGUACUCAUACUGUCUAUGACCUUAUCACUGACAUUGUUUCUUCAAGCGAUGGUGAAGUUACAUAUGAAGGGUAUUCAACCCACUUUGGGACAGCAGAAGCUGCUCGUUGGUUUCUUCAUCAUGAGAUGGGAACCAUAAGGAAGUGCUUGGAGAAAUAUGAGGGAUUUAGGUUAAGGUUAGUGGGACAUUCUCUUGGCGGUGCUACAGCUUCUUUACUAGCAAUUAUGCUACGAAAAAAGUCUCUUGAGGAGCUGGGUUUCAGCCCUGACAUUAUAUCUGCUGUUGGAUAUGCAACACCACCUUGUGUUUCCAGAGAACUUGCUGAAAGCUGCUCCGAUUUUGUUACUACUGUUGUUAUGCAGGAUGAUAUUAUUCCUAGGUUAAGUGUAGCCUCUCUUACAAGGUUGAGGAAUGAAAUUCUUCAUACUGAUUGGAUGAGUGUAAUUGAGAGGGAAGACUGGAGAAGUGUCAUAGAUUUGGUUUCAAAUGCGAAGCAGGUGGUGUCAAUGAUGCAAGAUGGAGCUCGAAAACUUGCUGACUAUGCAAAGUUCAGGAGCAAGAUGGACUUGCCUGAUGAGCCUACUCCACCUAAUGCUCUAGAUGAACGUGUAAGAAAGGAAUCAACUGUUUCUCCUAGAGUUCCCUCAGUGUCCAAAACUGCACCUGACAAUUCUGUUGCUGUUAAAAAUGGAGGAACUGCUUGUACCGUGCCUGAGGAGUUAUUUGUACCAGGGACUGUUUAUUACCUAAAAAGGAAUUUGGAUCCUCAGAGUGGUGAGCCUGGCAAAAGGAGGGAAUUUUUUACACUGUGGAAGAGGCAUCCUGGUGAACAUUUUGAGAAAAUUGUUCUUUCAAGCAACUUAAUAUCAGACCACAAAUGUGAUAACCAUUAUUAUGCCUUGAGAGAUGUACUCAAAGGUUUGCCUGGGUCCAAUGAUGAAUCUAUUUUUUGAGAUAAAUGAAAUCUAAAUGCUAUGACAAUUUUGUAAAAUUAUUAAUAAAAAUUAUAUAUCAAUUUUUCC
Messenger RNA from Ziziphus jujuba (common jujube), 1976 nucleotides. RefSeq lists its product as uncharacterized. Lineage: Eukaryota; Viridiplantae; Streptophyta; Magnoliopsida; Rosales; Rhamnaceae. The transcript has 8 exons. Bases 213 to 1907 code for a protein of 564 amino acids. The record is from RefSeq and is a predicted model, not a curated record. Gene Ontology annotation, biological process: lipid metabolic process.